UGUCGAAUGCUUUGGUGAGGACAACGAAUAUCAUAUACAAUGCCUUGUUCUGUUCCCAACAUUUUUCUUGAAGCUGUCUAAGAACAAAUACCAUGCUGGUAGUGCUUCUUCUGGCUCUGAAGCCACAUUUACUAUGGAAAAAGUUUUUCUGCAACG
Pelobates cultripes (western spadefoot toad) is the source of this 156-nucleotide messenger RNA. The record is from the annotation of a GenBank genome assembly. Lineage: Eukaryota; Metazoa; Chordata; Amphibia; Anura; Pelobatidae.